Rhododendron vialii is the source of this 1196-nucleotide messenger RNA. RefSeq lists its product as uncharacterized. NCBI's taxonomy places the organism in Eukaryota, Viridiplantae, Streptophyta, Magnoliopsida, Ericales, Ericaceae. The transcript has 9 exons. The coding region runs from base 143 to 949 and encodes 268 amino acids. The record is from RefSeq and is a predicted model, not a curated record.
ACAAGUAAGUCCAAGCACGGAGCUGGACCCAUAACCCAGCAAAACAGAUUGGGCCUUAGUAACAAGUAGGGCCCAAUUUUAUCUGUACACCUUCUUCCUGUCACUUUUUCUUUCCCACUCCCCUGGAAGUGCAGGGGUUCCUAUGGCUGCAUGUACUCUUGGAGGCUCAAGUGUAAAAGCUUCGAACUUGAACUUGGGAUUUGGGAGAAUCAAAUUCGGCACAUUGCAAGCAAUUCAUGGCCUGAGAAGUCGUGUUCAGUAUCCCAGCCUGACGUUAUCUAAGCGAUUGGGGAAUGCAUUGAUUGAGUGCAGAUGCUCGUCUGAAUCCGAACCCGUUGCAAAUUCGGAUGAUGAUUCUGAAGAGGCAAAGUGCACAACUAGCCAACUCAUUCCAAACUCAUAUGAGGUGGAAUGUCUUCUCAAUCAAAUAUGUGAUACCUCAUCCAUUGCAGAGUUUGAACUAAAGCUCGGUGGGUUUCGGCUAUAUGUAUUAAGGGACUUGACAGGAAAAAGUAAACCUGAAUCGCCACCAAUAUCUGCUCCAGUCAACACGAGUUCAACUGUCGAGGCACCUGAUCAAAAUGGAUAUGUCUCUUCACCCUCUUUAGCCAUCUCCAAGCCGAUGCCUUCUUCCAAUGGGGUUCAAUCAUUGCUUGAUAGAGCUGUGGAUGAAGGCUUGGCGAUUCUUAAGGCUCCAAGGGUUGGAUAUUUUAGGACAUCUCGAACUGUAAAGGGGAAGCGUUUACCUCCAUUGUGUCAAGAGGGGCAAACAGUGAAAGAGGGCAAAGUGGUUUGCUUCAUUGAACAAUUUGGUGGUGUGCUCCCAGUUAUGUGCGACACAUCGGGAGAGGUUAUCAAGAUAGUUCGAGAAGAUGGUGAGCCUGUGGGCUAUGGCGAUGCUCUUAUGGCAAUCCUUCCAUCUUUUCCUGGGAUAAAGAUGCUUCAAUAGAUGGUUUUGUUUUGUCAUUCUCUCUUCUGCGGGUUUAAACUUCAUCUUUUUUUGAGCAGAACUUCUUGACAUCUUUGCCCGAACUUGAAGGCGUGAUGGCUUGUAGAUCUGUAUGCAGUUUAUUUCUUGUAUUUUCUUUUCUGUGAGGUUUGUAUCACUAGAAUUUCGUGACUAGGGAUUUUCUGGUUGGGGUUUGAGAGAUUUCAUGAAAUCCUUGGACAAGAUGGUUGAAAACAAGCAUUUUCUA